Xyrichtys novacula (pearly razorfish) is the source of this 3544-nucleotide messenger RNA. The record is from the annotation of a GenBank genome assembly. Lineage: Eukaryota; Metazoa; Chordata; Actinopteri; Labriformes; Labridae.
AUGCCUGCCAUAGUCAACCUCCUCUUCAACGUCAUCUCCACCAAUACCACCAUCUCCUUUAGAGCGGUGCUGCCCAUGUUUAGCCUGGUCUCUCUCCUGGUGGGGGUCGGAGGUCACCUCCUGCUAUGGUUGGUUCUGGUGAGAAACCCUCGCAGUCGCUCCAAGCCAAGCUCUGUCCUGCUACUGAACCUCAGCCUGGCAGACCUGGGCGCCCUGCUCACCCUGCCAUGUGUCCUGCUCAGUGCCAGCUUUCUGGACUGGCAGCUGGGUGGAGGGACUUGCGUCCUGCUGGGAUUCAUGACCUCAGUGACAGCAGGAGUGGAAAUCUUCAGCUUGGCAGCAUUGUCUGUGCUAAGGUAUCGCAUUGUCGCACCUUGGACAAGACCACCUGCUAAUUUAACAAAAGUGUAAGUAUCAGACAGAUCAAUAGUUGAUAUGGCAGGAGGUUGAUCACUGUGAGUGGAUGGAUCAGGUAUGGUAGAACGAUAGUAUGUGCACCACUGUGUGUUUACAUGUAAGGUUUAUGCAACUCUGAAUUAUGAAAUCACACCAGGACACUAGUAUAAAGUCAUAUGAGAUCAAAAGUUUUAUCAUUCUCAUCGAUACCAUUCACAACUAGAGCAGGUGCUUCUGUUUUCAUGUCUGUUGACAUAACCUAAAAGAGUAAUUAACAAAUAAGGAGACAAACACUUAUGGGUGGGUGUUUGGUAGACUUUCAGAUGUGCUGGUGACACCCACUUGUGUGAGCAAGAGAAGCACAUACAGGUAACUAAUAAGCAUACGAUUCAAAAAGUGAGCGUGUGUACUAUAUGGGUCCAGAGCAGGAUACACUCAUUCAUUCGUUCUGUACAGAGCCCACAAAUGGUUCUUUAUUAAUCCAGAUGGGCUAGCCUAACAUGUUUCUCAAUGGAAUUGACAGUUGCCAGUAAGGAUCCUGAAUGUCAGCCUAAGUGUUAACACAGGUACAGGAUAUUUUUAGCUUGCAUCGUGUCAGUUUGUAUUUAUUUUAUGUGCUUGUGAUUAUCAAGGUUGGAGAGUUAAGUUAAGUCAGGGAUACUAAGCCAGUGGUUACAGAAAAGAGAGUCCUCAUGAGGUGAGACAAUUUAGCCCAAGAAUAGUUAAGAGUGGAUAUUUCAUACAACCAGAAGCUAACUAUGCAUGUUUCGGCUUAUUACCCAGCUAUCAAAGACACCAACAAGUUGAGAUUGAGUAUUGAUCCCAAAAUGAUUUUAUUGAUUUUAUUGAAUUAUAGUAUUUAAAUGUAUUUAUUUAGUUAGUUAGUUAGUUUUUGUUUUCUGCAGUCCCUUGGUUUUGGUUUUGGUGUUUGGCAGCACUUUAUUGGUAAACCACCUCACUUGAAUCUUACUGGCUCACUUUUGGGUCAAAUGAAUAUUAAACUAAAAAAACUCAUUCACUGUAAAGUUUGCAUCUUUUCGUUGGCAUUCUUGACAAAUUCUGAGAAUAACAUUCACACCUGGCAGAUCUCAUUUCUUAAAACUGUUAGAGUGUGUUGACAUUUUCUUUUCAAUUACUCGUGCCAAAACCCAUACAAUGAUGUAGCUGGUGGUUGCUUGAUGUCUGUUUUCCUCAGUUUGAUUGAUGUUUCUUUCACAGAGCUCCUUUCAUGUUUCAACAUCUCAUCUCUUUCUUAAAAAAAAGACAACAAAUUACAAAUAUUUUUAAAAAAGUCCUCUUUAUUGUUCAUUGAGGCUUUUGGAUAGUAAAGUUUUUGCUGACAAGGAGAGGUGAAAACAGCAGUGAAAAGAUGUGCUGUGGCUCUUUUUCGUAGAUUUACUUGAUAUGUGCGGCAUGAUAUUCUCUCUAGUAUCACUUUUACUAUGAGAACUCAAUCAAUCAAAUUCAAAUUUUAUUUAUAUAGCGCCAAUUCACAACAGUCGUCAUCCCAAGACGCUUUCCAAAGAACAAGAGCAGGUCUAGACCACACUUAUUGUUGGAUAAAUUAUCAAGACCCAACCUAAGAUGGGAUUUGGCCCAUCUCAUCUAACAUGAGUGACAGAGGCAAGGAAAAACUUCCUUUUAACAGGCAGAAACCUUGGGCAGGACCAGACUUAUGUUAGACAGCCACCAAGCCGCUGCUGGGUUGGAGAGGAAUACAGAGAGAUAGGGGGAGAGAAAGAGAGAUAGAGGAGUUGAGAGAGGGGAGGGGGAGAGAAAGAGAACAAGAUAGAGGGAGGGAGAGAAUAGGUAAGGGAGAGGGAGGGAGAGAGAAUAGACAAUGAGGGUGAGAGGGAGAGACAGGGGACAGCAGCAAACUGGUAACCAUUGCCAGGUAAUUCAGGAUUUACUUAAUUUCAAGCAUCAAAAAAGAAGCAAAUACAAAUCAGCUACAACAUAACUGAUUAGAAAUCUUAGUAAUGUGCAUAGAUGUCAUCUGCAGUCUCUUUUACUUGCUGUUCCUAAAGGACAAGUGCUGACCAUGCUGAACUUAACAAUUCUUUAGACAGAAACGAGUCUGUGACACUAUCAACAAGACAAUCAUCUUAAACAGGUGAUUCAGUGAUUCUCUUAUCUAAUAAGAUGUUCACGUGCCUGUAAACAAUGCCUGAUUCAAUCUCAGCACACACAACAGGAAUGCCAGAGAAGCAUAAGCAGUCUUCAAUAUCACAGGUCAAUGCAGACAUCAUAGAUUAAAUUGUUGGCUUAUCCGACAUAAUUAGAUUCUCAUGACCCCUCCAAUCAGCCAAAACUCUACGUUUUCUUGCAGUAUUUGUCAACCUCCCAGCAUAGAUGUGACCCUGCUGCAGAGUAAAUGAUCCUCUCUGUCCUUGUCCUUCUCAGGUUUUGCUCUGUUGUCAUCAUAUGGCUGGUCUCAGUAACCAUGGCAUUACCCAAGGUCACCUACAUCAACUUUGAUGGGGGUUGCACUUGGGCAGUAAGUCGUGAUGAGUGGCUGUUCUUCCUGGUUCCUGCGUUCCUGGUGUAUUACGUGGCUCCUCUGCUCUGCAUCGCAGUCAACUGCGGCCUCAUUAUCUCUCACCUGCACGGUUGCAGGAGGACUCUGGCUGCGGACAGACGCAACAAGAAGGCCACUGCUCUACUGAUUGCCUCCACGCUGGUGUUUGCUCUCAGCUGGUUGCCGUAUUAUGCACUUGAGUUUGUUAACGUCAUGUCACCUCAUGUGAGCUCAGUUGCUUCUCCUAUUAGGAGAGUAAAUGGACGUAAACUAACAUCAACUUUGUCCCCGUCAUAUUUAUCUUUCUCCUCUCCUGAGCCGACAGAGACAACACAAAUAAGGGUCUCCUUACUGUGGGAAGUGGCAUCCCUAUCUGCCAUAUUAUUAGUGUGUUUUGCUCCAUGCUGGAACCCGCCACUCUACUUCCUUCUUUCGAGUCCAGCUGUGCGUCAGCUCCGGGCUCUGCUGCCUUCGUUCUUCCAUAAACAUUUUAGGAAAAAGCCUGUGCAGCGAUGGCGUAUUGCUCCUGUUCCUCCUCCUCCCGCUCCUCCUUGCCUGCCACACCCUCAGCUGUCUGCACCCACACUCUCUCACCAAACUCUGACACACAGGCUGACUCAGUUAAGAUAG